AUGGGUGGCUGCUGCUCCACGGAAAACCCUGAGGACACCCCACCAGAUGCCGCCGCCACCGGCGCCUCAGGUGACUCCGUAAAGGCAACGUACACCAUCGGGAAGGAGCUGGGGCGAGGGCAGUUCGGCGUGACGUAUCUCUGCACGCACAAGCAAACCGGGGAACAGUUUGCGUGCAAGACGAUCGCGAAGAGGAAGCUGGCGAACAAAGAAGACAUAGAAGACGUGCGGAGGGAGGUACAGAUCAUGCACCACUUGACGGGGCAGCCUAACAUAGUGGAGCUGAAGGGGGCGUUUGAGGACAAGCACUCGGUGCAUCUGGUGAUGGAGCUGUGCGCCGGCGGGGAGCUUUUCGAUCGGAUCAUUGCCAAGGGGCAUUACACGGAACGCGCCGCCGCAUCGCUGCUGAGGACGAUCGUGCAGAUUGUGCAUACGUGUCACUCCAUGGGGGUCAUUCACAGGGAUCUUAAGCCCGAGAAUUUCUUGCUGUUGAAUAAGGAGGAGAGUGCGCCGCUUAAGGCCACCGAUUUCGGGCUUUCCGUCUUCUAUAAAGAUGGAGAAAUUUUUAAAGACAUUGUGGGGAGUGCAUAUUAUAUUGCUCCUGAAGUCUUGAAGAGAAAGUACGGACCUGAGGUAGACAUUUGGAGUAUCGGUGUCAUGCUCUACAUUCUUCUUUCUGGUGUUCCACCUUUCUGGGCAGAGUCGGAGACUGGCAUAUUCAAUGCUAUUUUGCGUGGACAUCUUGAUUUCACAAGUGACCCGUGGCCCUCCAUCUCGCCUGGAGCGAAGGACCUUGUCAGGAAGAUGCUGAAUUCAGACCCCAAGCAGAGGCUGAGUGCAUUCCAAGUGCUAAAUCAUCCGUGGAUCAAGGAGGACGGAGAGGCACCUGAUGUGCCCCUUGAUAAUGCUGUGCUGAACAGGCUCAAGCAGUUCAGAGCUAUGAAUAAGUUUAAGAAAGUUGCACUAAGGGUUAUUGCUGGCUGCCUGUCAGAAGAGGAAAUCAUAGGACUGAAAGAAAUGUUCAAAAGCAUGGACUCCGAUGGUAAUGGUACAAUUACGCUUGAGGAGCUAAGGCAAGGAUUGGCCAAGCAAGGAACGAAGCUAUCUGAAUAUGAAGUGAAACAGUUGAUGGAAGCUGCUGAUGCUGAUGGAAAUGGCACUAUCGACUAUGAAGAGUUCAUCACGGCAACAAUGCAUAUGAACAGAAUGGACAGAGAAGAGCAUCUUUACACAGCUUUCCAGUAUUUCGACAAAGACAAUAGCGGAUACAUAACUAUAGAAGAACUAGAGCAGGCUCUAAGAGAAUUUGGCAUGGGCGACGGGAAGGACAUAAAGGAGAUUGUCAGUGAAGUUGAUACUGAUAACGAUGGCCGGAUCAACUACGACGAAUUUGCAGCAAUGAUGAAGAAAGGAAACCCCGAAAUAGUAGCAAACACCAAGAAAAGAAGAAGUGGUGUCUUCGUUUAAUAGUUUCCAAAAGGCCAACAUAAGGAGAAGAUGAACUUUGUUCUUUAUGUACUAUAUAGGACCUCAAUUUCUUCAUUGAGGCAACGCCAAAUGUUCUGCAGAUCCCAGAGAUAUUAAUGUGAUAGGCUUUAAGCAUAAAUCCUGUAGCUUUAUCUAUAAAAAAAAAAA
Messenger RNA from Sesamum indicum (sesame), 1635 nucleotides. Its product is annotated as calcium-dependent protein kinase 17. The record is from RefSeq and is a predicted model, not a curated record. Gene Ontology annotation, biological process: protein phosphorylation. Lineage: Eukaryota; Viridiplantae; Streptophyta; Magnoliopsida; Lamiales; Pedaliaceae. Gene Ontology annotation, molecular function: protein kinase activity; calcium ion binding; ATP binding.